This is a messenger RNA of Thalassophryne amazonica, 1314 nucleotides long. RefSeq names its product potassium voltage-gated channel, delayed-rectifier, subfamily S, member 3a (gene kcns3a). NCBI's taxonomy places the organism in Eukaryota, Metazoa, Chordata, Actinopteri, Batrachoidiformes, Batrachoididae. The record is from RefSeq and is a predicted model, not a curated record. The transcript has a single exon. Gene Ontology annotation, biological process: protein homooligomerization; potassium ion transmembrane transport. Bases 1 to 1311 code for a protein of 436 amino acids. Gene Ontology annotation, cellular component: voltage-gated potassium channel complex; membrane. Gene Ontology annotation, molecular function: protein binding; voltage-gated potassium channel activity.
AUGGUGUAUGGUCAGAUCUUUCCUCAACACAGAUCGGAUGAUUGCUUUAUUAAUGUCAACGUCGGAGGUUUCAAAAAAAGGGUGGAGCACAAUGUUCUGAUGCGAUUCCCACAGACCCGUCUGGGACGUCUCCUGUAUUGCAGAUCCAAAGAAGCAAUCCUGGAGCUUUGCGAUGACUUCUGCCCCUCUGAAAUGGAGUACUAUUUUGACCGCAAUCCACAUUUUUUCUGGUAUGUUCUCAAUUUUUACCUAACAGGCAAAAUCCACCUGGUAGAUGGGUUGUGUGUGGUGUCUUUUUGUCAAGAGAUUGAGUACUGGGGCAUCAAGGAGCAGCACCUUGACUCUUGCUGCAGCAGCAAAUUCCAGGAGUUGAAGCAGAUUGCUGAGGAUAAAGGUUUGGAUCAGUGGAACGAUGAACAGCAGUCGGACAGCUUGGACUCUUCUGCUCAGGAGUUGUCGGAUUUGGCGGACAUUGAAAUGUUUGAAGGCUCCUGGUGUGCAGAUGUUCGCAGGGAUAUUUGGAUCCGCCUUGAAAAUCCGGGGUACUCCUUUUCAGCCAAGGUGAUGGCUCUUGUGUCACUCAGUAUGGUGAUCAUCUCCAUUGUAGCCAUGUGUGUCCACAGCAUGCCUGACUUCCACCAGGUGGAUGCCGAUGAAAAGGAGAUUCAAAACCCAGUGCUGACUUUCUCUGAGAACCUCUGUGUCCUGUGCUUCUCUGUGGAGUUUGUGCUCCGUUUGACAGUUGCACCAUCUGCCAAGAAGUUCCUGUGCAGACCACUCAACAUCAUUGACUUAAUGUCAGUAAUGCCUUUCUACAUCACAAUGGUGUGUGAUGUUGUGAAUGAAGGAGAAAACACAGACUUGGAGAAUGUUGGCAAAGUGGUGCAGAUCUUGAGGCUGAUGCGCAUUUUUCGAGUCCUAAAACUGGCGCGCCAUUCUGUUGGCCUUCGUUCUCUUGGCGCCACAUUUCGACACAGUUCCCGUGAAGUAGGACUGCUGGUCCUUUUCUUGUCUGUGGGCAUUUCCAUGUUCUCUACUCUCAUUUACUUUGCAGAGAAAGACUCUGUAGAGUCUGAGCUUCAAACCAUACCAAUUGGCUGGUGGUGGGCCACUAUCAGCAUGACUACGGUGGGCUACGGGGACACCUUACCAAUUACUCUUGCUGGAAAGGUGAUAGGGACUCUGUGCAUCAUCUGUGGGCUGCUAGUUGUUGCUCUACCCAUCACUAACAUCUUCAACAAGUUCUCCAAGUUCUACCAAAGGCAUAAACAUACAGAUCCAAACUCCAACGAGACUGUUAAGAAAGAGUAAACA